Sceloporus undulatus (fence lizard) is the source of this 9806-nucleotide messenger RNA. RefSeq names its product cilia and flagella associated protein 47 (gene CFAP47). The record is from RefSeq and is a predicted model, not a curated record. The coding region runs from base 1 to 9717 and encodes 3238 amino acids. NCBI's taxonomy places the organism in Eukaryota, Metazoa, Chordata, Lepidosauria, Squamata, Phrynosomatidae. Gene Ontology annotation, molecular function: protein binding. The transcript has 65 exons.
AUGGCUUCCCCUCUGAGGACGAAGGAGCGAGGAGUGGAGACCCCAGAGUCCUCCUUGGAGGUGGCCGGGGUCCGAGUCACGCCUCCCCAGCUCCGCUUCGUGGACGCCGAGCCCGGGGGCUGCUACCGGGCCCAGCUGAGCGUCCAGAACCUGCAGACCCGCAGCUGCUGGCUCCACCUUUCGCCCCCGCAGCGGCCUCAGUUCAAAUUGAUUGUGGAAAAUCCAAAGAAACCUGUCGCUUCUGGUCUUCACAUAACAGCCAUGGUGGAAUAUCAUCCCGACAGUGAGGAAGACCUUCAGGAUAGGCUACUUCUUCAUGUAGGAAAAAAGAUAAUUGAGAUUCCUAUAACAGGACUAAUCCCAUGCUGCUGCCUAGAAGUUGAACCGGAGAUAAAUUUUGGCACAGUGAUUGCUAACAGUAAAGUAAUUAAUACAGAGUUUAAAAUUACUAACUGUGGAUCAUCUCCAGGUACAUUUGCCAUAAAUUAUAAAGGAAGCAUUCCCAUUACUAUAGAACCAACCAAUGGAGUGGUGAAACCUCAAGCAGUACAAGUGGUUAAAAUGGAGAUUUGUACAGAUAUACCCAGAAUAAUUAACCAACCAGCCAUUGUGGAAUUGCAGGGGCAACCCAGUGUUGAAGUAAUGAUUAAAGCUAACAUAGUGGAGCAAAUUCUUGAGCUUUUGGGUGUACCUCAUUCAGACACAAUACAUUGUGUGGAUUUUGGAUAUGUCUAUUUUGGAACCUCCAAGACUGAAGAAGUUAUUCUUCACAAUAAAAGCCCAGAGCCCAUGGACUGGGUGGCCAUUCUUCAGGAUAAUGCUGUUGGCACAGAGAUGGGUACAGAUAUUCAGAAAAGUACAGAUGCUGUUUUGAAAGACUUGCAUCGCACUGAUGGAAAAUCCGGAGUUGAUAUUUCCACUUUGAUUGCCUGUUUUCCUAAUGAAGGAACACUACAACCUUAUCAAAAAAUUGUCGUAACUCUUUGUUUUAGUCCAAAGCAGCUGAAAAGGGAGCAGGAUAUUGAGAGAGUGCCACCAAGACAGGAUUAUGCUAUCUUUCUGAGGUUUGAAAUGGUGGGAAGUAAAGAUGACUUCUUAAAAGCAGUGUCUAGUGAAGAUAUACCCACUAAAGCCAAUAAUCCUCAUCAAAUUGAAUUGGGUUUGAGAGGCUCAGGACUUCCAGUGAUGCUGACGUUCAUCCCAGGACCUGUUGUUAAUUUUAUGGAGUGUUACAUGGGUGAACAUACAGAUAUUGUUUGUUCACUCAAAAAUGAAUGUGGUGCUCUUCCAGUGUCAUAUAUUUUCCGUAAGAUUGCACAUUUUAAUAUUUGUCCUGAAAAGGGAAAAAUAAAACCAAAAUCUACCCAGGAUGUGAUAUUUUCAUUUGUCCCACAUCACGUAGGACCCUUUUCAGUAAAGCAGGUGGUAGAUAUCAUUGGUCCAGUGGUAAUGAAAGACAACUUGUUCACUCUGAAAAUGCAGCCUUUUCAUCAGAUACAAUUAUCCUUUUUUGGUCAUUGCAAGUCUAUAGCUAAUAAAGUUGUACUCAAAACCAACCCUGGUUUAAAGCCAUUGAUUUCCAAUGCAACAGGAGUGUUUAUAGCUAACAAGGUGGAUCAACACAGUGAUAUCACACCAGUAGCACUACUUAAAUCGAAUCGGACCCAAAUUCAUGCUCACCAAAUCAGUAGAAACAUGAGCAACACAAUAAUUGCUCUCCCUAAUGAUCGUGCAGCCAGCAUAAGACCUGCUGAGUUACAUAAGGAUUACAGGACUAUUUUCACAAAGGUCCCCAGAUACAAUUAUGUGGAUCCAGAAUUUUCUUACACAGUAUAUGAAGAACUGGAAAAUCAAGCAAAUAAGGAUUACUAUGCACAUUAUAUCAAAAGUUUAAGACAGCGUCGUUUCCAUAAAAAAGCUGCUCGGAUCUUUAAAAUACUUAAUAAUCCUGUGGACAUAGGGUUAAAUCCAGCAUCUGGAUUAAAGUCUCCAAAGGUAAAAGAUUUACCACAAGAGAAAUUGGAUGAAAAUAUGACUUGUGUAAGUGGAAGUAACUUGUUGACCAGUCAACAGCUACUGGAAACUAAAGCUAAAUCAGUAGAAAAAGAGGUUAGUGAAGGGCUAAAUCCAGUACCCUCUUCUCAACAAGAGAUUGAAGACUGUAGUUUAAUUCUGACAUCAAAGCAGCUUCAUCAGAUAUUUAUUGGGCCCUCCACCAUUGAUUUUGGAGAGGUUUGUGUCCAUUCUUCUUCUACCAGGAAACUGCAUAUCAUAAAUAAUCUGUCUGUGCACGUCUGGAUACAAGUAAAAAUUAAAAGUGAAGAAUUGCAGCAGACCAGCCCUUUGUCUCAUGUUGUGCCACCUUAUACGAAGACUCAUAUUCCAGUUGUGUUUGAGAAUGACGAACUAGGAAACUUUCAAAAAUCUUUCACAUAUACAAUAAAUCAGCAUCAUACUGGACAUGUAUUAGUGGUAGCAAAAAUAGUACCGAUUGCCUUGGAGCUAUCUACAAGAGAAGUGACUUUACACCCUGCCUUCAGCUUCUUAGAAGAAAGUGGGUUCAGAACAACAAUCACACUAUACAACUAUAAAAACCACCCUGCAGAAUUUACCUGGAAGCCUAUGAUCACAGAAGAAGGAACAGCAUUUUCCAUAUGCCCAGAGAAAGGAACUGUAGAAGCAUGUAAAGACCUAGAAUGUGAAGUAGUCUGGCAUCCAAGUUUUUCUUCUCCAACAACAGGAGAAUUCAGCUUGUGUGUCCAUCAAGGAAAAACACUUAAACUAAAAUGCUUUGCAAAGCUUGGCUGCACUAGCGUUCAGUUUAAAGAACAGAGGAUCACCUUUAACCAUGCUCCUCUAUACUUAACAACUUGCAGGACUGCCAUUCUUCAAAAUUUGGGAUAUAACCAUGCAUACUUUCAGGUUCUUGAUGCCAGCCCUAUUCCUGGAAUGGUUAUCUUUCCUGUUCAGGGUGUAGUACCUGUAGGAGGCCUCACUGAAAUCAAGAUACAUUUCAGACCCAAUGCCAUAAUGAAAUUUGAUACCAGAGUAGAGGUGGCAGUGCGGCACACAAAAACUUUGGAACUCAGGAUUGGUGGAUCUGUAGAGGUUCCUGACAUAGAUGUCAGUGUGCAAUCCUUCAAUUUUCCUGGUGUUUAUGUUGGCUCUACCCAAGGAAUUCCAUUUCAUAUUUUGAAUAAAGGAAAGGCACGUGUCAUGGUGAAGAUGGAUUUAGCCAAUCAUGAUGCCUUUAAACUCGAUUUUACUCCUCAACCAGAUGAAUACAGUACAACAGAAUCUCCUUGUUUAUAUUCUACAAUCAUAGAUGCAAAUUCAGCUUUGGAAUGUUCACUGAAUUUCACACCAAAAGAGGUGGCAGCAUAUGACUUUAGUCUCCCAAUAAGUGUUAAUGUUGGUGAGGCUCCAUCUUCAUCAUACACCAAGACAAGCCUUGGUAGCUCAGCAAAACAUAUCAUUGUCCCAAGGCCUCAGUCACUGAAUAUACCUACGCGGAUAUGUAAAAUUCAGGCAACUGUAUUACAGCCACCACUGGAAGUUUCUCCUUUAGAGCUCGUAUUUCAAUUUAGUAUGAGAACUAUCAACUUGGGUGUUAUAAGUGAUAGCAGUAACAUAAAGAAGCUGCAACUCAAAAAUAUCUCAAGGAAAGAGAUUAAUUGGAGAUUUGAUCUUGAUGCUGCAGGCAGAGCAGUGGAUGAUGGUAUCUUCAAAUUUAGUUUACAUUCUGGGUUCCUCUGUCCAGGUCAUUAUACAGUUGUUACUAUUUCUUUCUGUCCAUGUUGUCCUGGAGAAUACACAGCUGAAGUCCCAGUGUUCUUGAAUGAUGAGAUGUCUGUGUACAGAACUGUCAGUCUAUCUGGUGCUCUAAGGUCACCCAAGAUCAGCUUUGACCCUCAACUACUGAUAUUGACUCCAGUUCCUCUCAGUGUGAAAACAGGGGCAAAUGUCUCCAUAAUUCCCCAAAAUUAUUUAAGGCCAUCAGUUUUAAAAGCUGAAAUUCCAGAGAGGGAUCCUGGAAGAGAUGGUGAUGAUAUUGAUGACGAUGAUGAAAAAGAAAAAAAAGAGAUUAAUCCCCUAACAGUGGACUUUCCAAAUGGCAAUGAAAUUAAAAUUACAGAAGAAGGAGAGAAUAUUGGAUUUACUUGUACAGUCAAUUUCAGUUCUUCAAAACCACUGUCCUUUUUGAAGAAUUUGUUCUUUGUUGAUGAAGAAAAGAACAGAUUCCCACUGCAGGUAUCUGCAACAGCAGAGAAUUGCCUCCUUACUGUGUAUCCAUACCUGGCAUACCAUCUUAAUGACCAACAUAUUAUCCUGAAAAGUGAUUCUACUGAAAUAAUUUAUAGCACUGGAGAAGCAUUGCAACAUCCAUGCUGUAUUCCAGGAGCAUAUUCACAAACUUCUUCCAGUACUUUCGAUGCAAUUACCAACUCUGCCUAUGAAAAUUCUGUUGCAGAAUUGGAAAGGACGCUUGAAAAGGAAAUAUUAAAAAUGAAAGAUUCUGUUGGCCACAGUAGACGGAUUGGGAGCACACCUGAACAAUCACUGAUUCCUGCAGAAGGCACAGAGGAAUAUGCCUUUUUCCAGAAAGUGAUUACAGCAGUCCAGAGCUGGUUUACUCUCUUCGGUUGGUCUAAAGGACCAAACCCCAUUUCCAUUCCACGAUCUCUAAGACGUGAUGUCUGUAAAAUUCAAAUGACUUCAUCAGAUGAAAAGCUUAAACUAAAUCUUGGUAAGGAUAUCAAGACCAUUUAUGACAUGCUGCUUCACUUGAGUGGGCAGUUACUGCCUGGAAUUAGUUCAAGUCAAUCCUUGCCAUUUGAUCCCAUUCAGCGAGUGGUGCAGCUUCAUUGGCAACAUGCUACAAUGAUUACUUUUCUCAAAGGGCAAGGUGCAUCCCUUUCUCACAUUUUGCCAGAGUUUCUUCUUGACUUUGAAGAUUAUAAGAAAUGGACACAGUUACAGAUUAUGGUGAAGCUUGAUCUGAAGGUUCAGAAAUAUGAUCCCGAUGACAAUUAUAUGUAUAUUUUGGAUGACUAUCUAUUUGAGGCCAUGAGCAAGCGGGCAUGGACAGAUGUGCUACUUCAGAUAUAUAAGAUUUUAGUUCUCCAACGUGUCUCUUCUCUUGAGAACAACAGCCACAGAAAUUCAGAAGACAUAGAAAAUGUUCCCAAAAUUACUUCGGAUCCUUUGUCUAGUAAUAUAUAUUCUUCAUCUGAAAGAAUUCUACUUGCUUGGAUGAACAGACAUUUUGAGAAGAUGCGAAAAGUUGUGUGGAAAGAGUGCAAAAAAGGUGAUAUACCACCCACAAGAUGGAUAGUAAACUUCGAUAGAGACCUGCUUGAUGGACUUGUCCUUGCUGCACAAGUAGCAAGCUAUUGCCCUUAUUUGAUUUCAACUCACUUUGUGAAUAUGUACACGAAUCCCCAAACGUCAGAACAAUAUUUUCACAACUGCUUGAUCCUUGUAAAUGCCUUUCAUGCAAUCAACCUUGACAUAGAUAUACUGGCUACUGACGUCUGUGAACCAAAUCCAGUAUUGAUGCUUAUGCUUUGUGUCUAUUUGUAUGAGCGGCUUCCUCAGUAUUUACCAAAGAAGUCUGUUGAGUUUCCCGGUCCACUGCAUGCUACUGUACUUAGAAAGAUACAAAUAAAAAACCCUAGUAUCAAGCCAUUGGUAUACAAUGCUUCAAUUUUAGGAAGAGAAUCAGCAAAUUUUACAUUACCUAAAGGAAAUACUGUCACAAUUCCCCCAAAGAGCCAAAUACGUGUAAAUGUGGAAUUUACUAGCCGUUUUCUAUAUCCUGCUGAAGCUAUAUUGUUGCUUGUUUCCAAGCCUUUAAUUGGUGUGGGUGGGGCCACAAUGACCUUUUCCCUGAAGACUAAGAUUACCAAUGUUAAACCUGUGGGUACAUUAAAAUGCAAAUCUCCAUGUUAUGAGCUGAAGAAACUUAGUCUGCAAGUUACUAGCCCUUUCAAAACUGAUGGGCCAUUCAGGGUCAUUUUAGUUGAAUCAACAAGCUGCAUCACUGAGCCUGAGACGUUAGAUCAAAUUAGCCGAAUAAAGCAAGGAAAAAUAAAAAGUACUGAGUCUGAUAUUUUGAACAAUACUGAUGAAGUGGUAGGUUUACAUGGAUUUCACAGUCAAGGGGACAACUCAGAUACUGGGAAUGGAUCUAACUGCUUACAAGAGUUCUUCAGCCCAACAGAUAUAAUAUUCCUGGACAGAGAGAGUUAUACAACCUUUGACCUUCACUAUCUUCCUUUUAAUAUGGGAAAACGUUACUGUGCCAUAAUUUUGGUCAAUCAGCAGAUUGGUGAAUUUGUAUACCUGGUGGAAGGAACAUGUGGCUUACCAGUGCCUUCAUACUUUCUUCCGAUGGAUAGCCCAAAUGUUUUGUGCAUUAGCAGUAUGUUAGAAGGUAGAGUGGAAAAAUGGAGGGGCCAAAGUGAAGAGGAGUCAGUCCUUUAUUUGAAAUGUUGCCUUACUGAUGUCCUUCAGGAAACUCUCAAGAUCCCCCUAAUCAAUGAAGCCAGGGAGAAGGCUCUGGCUAUUGCAGCACAACAACAGAUGUCUACUUUAGAGUAUGAGCGAAGAAAAGUCACAGGGACACUUGAGAGCAGCAGUGUUCGAGUUGCAAUUGCAGCUUUAGGACUCUCAAGGGUUGAGAAAGAUGCUCUCUCCAACUGUUCUAACUUCUCUGAAAAACAUAUUGAGUACACUGUUGAAGUAAGCAUGCCUGAGUGUUAUGAAUUCCCUGAAAAAAUAAAUAUACCUGUGUUGGCAUCAAGCAGAGUUAAUUAUACACAGCCAGGAAUUAAAGUUCAGCAGUCUACAGAAAAAACAGAAGAUGAUGCUGUUGAAGUUCCUAUGAUGUUUAAACCACAGUAUCCUGGCCGAUAUCCUUGCCAUAUUCUUCUGCAGUCCAGAUAUGACAUCCGGCUCUUUACAGUAGAGUGUGUGGUGAAUACAGAUACUGCUGAAGCUGAGCUAGAAUUUGUAACUCCAGCAUAUCAUGCAGUGACUCAAGACAUUCCAGUAACUAACAUGAGUCAACAAUAUUGGAAACUUGAAGCUAUUAUAAAGGGAUGCAGUUUUUAUGGGCCCUCUCUUAUAUAUGUAGCCCCAGGUGAAACAACUCCUUACACUCUCAUGUAUAAGCCAACUGCAGAAGGUGAAACCAAGGGGAAGCUUAUUUUACAAAAUAAAGCAGAUGGCACGGAUCAUGUUUUUCUACUGAAAGGGAUUGCAACAAAACCAUUGGCUUUGGAUCAUAUAAAGAUAGAAUGCCAAGUUAGACAGAUUACAGAGAAGGUCAUAAUGGUGCCCAAUUUUACCAAGAAUGAAUUGAAAUACAAGGUGUCUUCCGAUCUUCUGAUAGUUGGUGGUAACCCAACUCUCACUGUGGAACCAGGUGAUACAGCUGCUUAUACUCUGAAUAUAUCACCUUGGAAACGUGGAGAAUUGAAAGGUGUAAUUGUAUUUGUUGCUGAAGAGAGAGAACAACAGCCACAUCGACAAAAGAACUUACCGCAGAAGACAGAUGGUGUACAUGCCUCUCAGAAAUUACCAACACAGGAACUGCAAACAGGCAAUGCAGCAAACACUGAGAACUACACAGGGAGCAUAUCCUUGUUAGUUCUGCUGGACCUCUCAGUGGCUACCAUCAACUUCUAUUAUUGUUCUGAGCCGCCAUUGUGGGAUGGGACUCAAAGGGGCAAAGUUCAACAUGCUGCAAAGUGUGGUUUUCGCUGGAGAUACAUAGUACACCAGCACCACCAGAAAAAAACUCUGAGUGUGGAAUGUACUGUUCUGGAUACUAUUGUCAUCGGUAUUCCUAUAACUAAUCCCACAGUUGAUGUUCUGCCACUAGAUGUAAUACUCAUAGAUGCUGCUGUACUUAGUGGAGAGAAAAAGCUUGUUCUUCAACCAAAAGAAACAUUUCACUAUGAAGUAAAGUAUUCUCCAGCUGUUACUGGCAGCUCAAAUGGAAGUGUCAUAUUCCUGUCAGAGACAUUUGGAGAAUUUUGGUAUGCACUGAAAUUGAAAGCACAGAAGCCUCAGCCAACAACAAUGCCUGAAGUAGAAUGUGAACUUGGAAAAUGGGUUCGCCAGUAUAUUCCUCUGGUUAAUCCUACACAUGAAAUUCUGGAAGUGAAACCUUUGAACAGCAAUCCAGGCCAUUUUUCAAUGGAAAUAGAUGGUAAAACCUCUCUUAUUGUACCUCCUCAUUCCACUGCUGAAGUACCAGUUCAGUUUUGCCCUUCUUCUUUAGGAAGAACCAAUCAUACUGCAAGAAUUACUUUCAUAUGCUCACAGCUCAAGGAAUGGGUAUUUUUCUUGUCUGGUAUUGGUCUGAUUCCUCAACCAAUGGAACCAGCUUGUGUAAGUUCUUGCCUCGGUCAUCAUUCUUCUGUCAUCAUAAACUUCAAGAAUCCCACACAUGAAGAUCUAUUCGUAGAUGUCAUUUUAACAGAUCAGGAGCAUGUCGUGCAUCAUUCCAGUGCAUCUGUAUCCCAUCAUUCCAGUAAAGACUCUGUUUUCUGGCUUCCACUCAAGGAAAAACAAGGUAUCUUUUUGCCUCCAAAAAGCAAGCUUGAUAUCCCAGUGCUAUUUGCACCUUAUUCCAUGAAAUUGUAUGAAACUGUGCUUGUUGUUAAAGUUGUGAAAGCAGAUCAUGGAACCUGGUCUUAUGAUGAUGCCAUUGAAUCAAGCAAAAUAUUGACCAGCAACACUGUAAUAACUAAGGAUGAAAAAAUCUUGGGAUUCAACUGGAUCUACCCAAUUCAUGGAAUCCCUGAAGCACCACCCUAUAAAUCUGCACCAGUGGUUGUAUGCUGCCAAGCCCGCAGUAGAUUAGAAGAAAGGGUGGAAGUGCUAUUGACUGGUGUGGUUCCUGGCGCAUCUGGUUCAAACAUCACCCAAGACUCUUUAACUGUAGCUCCUUCUAAGAGCAAUACCAUUUAUGAUGGAGUUCAAGUGACUGAAGGAUUCUCUACAACAGAUGAAUUUUUGUAUGACAUUGAGUUUGAAUCUGAAACAGUGAAAUCUCAGCUCAAAUCUGCAGUUGCUAUAAACUUAAUGAAGAAAGAACGGGAUUUCAAAACUGGAAUUGUGACCUUGAUCUUCAAUGUAGUAUUUGCACCAUGCAAACCAAUAAGGAAUCCAGCAACAUUAGUGGUACAGCGCAGUGCAGGAGGCAUCUGGAAAUUUCCAAUACUGUUCAUUGCUACUGAACCAGAAGUAGAUGAUGUCAUCAAUAUUGAGGCAAUUGGUUUAAACAAGGAAUCUGGAAUUAGAUUUAGACUUACAAGCCAAACAAGGUAUCCAGAUCCUUAUACAGCAUACUUUCUGCCAGGUAGUGAUCCAGAUUUUGUUGUAUGGCCUCAAGCUGGGGAACUGCUUCCACUUGACACAGCAGGCACCUGCAUAACGGUUGGGUUCAAACCCAGUAUGUACAGCAAGAAACAUAAAGCAAUAUUAGUAAUACAGACAGCAGCAAUGCAAUGGAUGUAUGAAAUCAAUGGCCUGCCUCCCCAGACUGUGCCACCAAUUUCAUCAGCAAAGGUUGAUUGUCACCUUCCAUUUAUGAGAUCAACGACAGUGCAGCAACGCAACUAUGUACGUGAAAAUAUGAAGCUGUUAUCCACUGGUGUGUCAUCCACCAUUAAAGGAGCUCCACUCAUGCUUAGAGGAAAAUAAAAGUACAAUACCUUUAUUUUAUACAAAAGUAUAUUUUGUCUUGUCAGUAGAUAGGCUACACUAUAAAACAAUAAAUCCCAGAGCAAUUA